Lutzomyia longipalpis is the source of this 1741-nucleotide messenger RNA. Its product is annotated as diuretic hormone receptor-like. Gene Ontology annotation, molecular function: peptide hormone binding; G protein-coupled peptide receptor activity; diuretic hormone receptor activity. Gene Ontology annotation, cellular component: plasma membrane. The transcript has 5 exons. The record is from RefSeq and is a predicted model, not a curated record. Gene Ontology annotation, biological process: adenylate cyclase-modulating G protein-coupled receptor signaling pathway; cell surface receptor signaling pathway. NCBI's taxonomy places the organism in Eukaryota, Metazoa, Arthropoda, Insecta, Diptera, Psychodidae. The coding region runs from base 357 to 1670 and encodes 437 amino acids.
CCAAUCGUCGGGAGAUGCCCCAAGUGCAAACAGGCGCGAGUGGUUCAAAUCCCGCCAGCAAAGUACUCUUAUCAGUUGAGUUCUGACGAUGCCACUGAGCAGACUCCCUCAGUUAUCUCGUUAGUGGUGCCACGAAUCUCAGUCUGAUCUGUCUGAUCUUGUGAAAAAGUGCGACUUUUGUUUUAUGAUCGCGAUCGCGUAAAAUGCUUUUUUUAUAACUUGACGUACAAGAUAAGGAUUUAUCAGUGCAUCCUCUGAAGGAUUUAUCAGUGUAAAAAUGUGAAAGAACAAAGAUUUCAUUUAGGAAUCCUUUUGUGGAGCGAGGAUUUAGUGUUUAAGGACAAGAGAGAGCUUUAAUGCAAAAUUUAACGAUGAAUUUGAAAGCUCUAAUGAAUGGAAAUAUUUUUGGGAAUUUAACAGAUGAAUAUUUAGGCCUCAUAAAUGCAUCGCUUGAGCUCAAGUGCCUCCAUCAAGCUGCUAUUGAGACAUCUUCUGAGGAGGAAGACAGUGGAUGUCCCAUAUUUUUCGAUUCUGUCCUUUGCUGGCCACGAACACCCCCAGCAACGUGGGCAGUUCAGCCUUGUUUCGCCGAAUUUAAAGGCGUUAAAUACGACACAACGCAAAAUGCAACGAGAUAUUGCCAUUUAAAUGGCGUUUGGGACAACUACACAAACUACGAAGAAUGUGCUCAUCAUGAUUUCCCGUCUGUGUCGGAAUUUGAGCCACAUGUGGAUCUACCAACCUACAUCUACUGCAUCGGCUACAUUCUCAGCUUAACCACCCUCCUUCUGGCCACUGUCAUCUUCUUCCACUUCAAGGAACUCCGGUGCCUUCGCAACACCAUCCAUGGGAAUCUCUUUGUCACCUACAUCCUCUCCGUGAUGGUUUGGCUCACCGCCCUAUCGCUUCAGCUAACACACACCUCAACGAAUGCAGCGUGUACACUCAUUGUGAUCCUCCUCAACUACUUCACGCUCACCAAUUUUUUUUGGAUGAUGGUUGAGGGACUGUAUCUGUACACCCUCGUUGUGAAGACUUUUUCCCGCACAAAGCCCCACGUGGGGCUGUACAUGGCCAUCGGAUGGGGUGUACCGUUUAUCUUUGUCACCCUGUGGGCUAUCAUCAAAGCCGCCUCGACACCCCUCAAGCCGCACAAAAUGACCGGGUUGGAUAUUGAAUGCUCAUGGAUGCGCGAGUCACUCGUGGACUGGAUUUGCAAAUUACCCGCAUGUGCCGCCCUGCUGGCCAACUUAAUCUUCCUCGUACGCGUAAUGUGGGUGCUUAUCACAAAGCUGAGGUCAGCUGAGAAUAGCGAGACAAAGCAGUAUCGUAAAGCCUCAAAAGCUCUCCUCGUUCUCAUGCCACUCCUCGGCAUAACGUACCUCAUUGUACUUUCGGGACCAUCUGAGGGUGUUGGCAGCUACAUUUUUGCCGUUGUCAGGGCUAUCCUGCUCAGUAGUCAGGGCUUUUCUGUGUCCCUCUUCUACUGCUUCCUCAAUUCCGAAGUACAAAAUGCCAUGCGUCACAGAUUCAACAAAUGGCGGGACAAGAGAAAUAUUCGCGGGAACAUUGCCCAUCGAUUCCAAAGCGUUGAUGGUCAACUUCCAGAAAAAAAUCGAGGAAAAACUCCUUCACAGUGCUCAACUGUGCUGAGUUCCAUCACAUCUUGACAAUAUUUCCGCAGAGAAAAUUCACAGAAAUAAACAAGAAAAGAUAAAUAAAAAAGAUGAAUUUAUUGUUA